Cynocephalus volans (Philippine flying lemur) is the source of this 2981-nucleotide messenger RNA. RefSeq names its product 40-kDa huntingtin-associated protein-like. Bases 6 to 1103 code for a protein of 365 amino acids. Gene Ontology annotation, molecular function: protein binding. Gene Ontology annotation, biological process: vesicle cytoskeletal trafficking. NCBI's taxonomy places the organism in Eukaryota, Metazoa, Chordata, Mammalia, Dermoptera, Cynocephalidae. The record is from RefSeq and is a predicted model, not a curated record. Gene Ontology annotation, cellular component: early endosome. The transcript has 10 exons.
CGGCCAUGGCGGCGGCGGGCCCCCGGCCCGAGGCCGGCGACUUCCUGGCCCGGUACCGGUUGGUGUCGAACAAGCUGAGGAAGCGCUUCCUGCGGAAGCCGAACGUGGCGGAGGCCGGCGAGCAGUUCGCGCAGCUGGGUCGCGAGCUGCGCGCCCAGGACUGCCUGCCCUACGCGGCCUGGUGCCAGCUGGCGGUGGCGCGCUGCCAGCAGGCGCUGUUCCACGGGCCCGGGGAGGCGCUGGCCCUCGGCGAGGCCGCCCGCCUCUUCCUGCGGCAGGAGCGCGACGCGCGCCAGCGCCUGGCCGGCCCCGCCGCCUACGGAGAGCCGCUGCAGGCCGCCGCCAGCGCCCUGGGCGCCGCCGUGCGCCUGCACCUGCAGCUGGGCCAGCCGGCCGCCGCCGCCGCGCUCUGCCUCGAGCUGGCCGCCGCCCUGCGCGACCUGGGCCAGCCGGCCGCCGCCGCCGGCCACUUCCAGCGCGCCGCCCAGCUCCAGCUGCCGCAGUUGCCCCUGGCCGCGCUGCAGACCCUCGGCGACGCCGCCUCCUGCCAGCUGCUGGCGCGCGACUACAGCGGCGCCUUGGCGGUCUUCACGCGCAUGCAGCGCCUGGCGCGGGAGCACGGAAGCCACCCGGGCCCGCCGCCGCCGCCGCCGCCGGGGCCUCAGCUCGGACCCGGCGCGGCCCCCGGCCUGGCCCUGCCCGCAGCGCCGCCCGCUCCGAGCGCGAACAUGGGCCCUGCGGCGCCCGCCUGUCCCGCCGCGCUGGGCGCCUUCGCGGACGUGCUGGCCCGCUGCGAGGUGUCCCGCGUGCUGCUGCUGCUGCUCCUGCAGCCACCGCCCGCCCGGCUGAUGCCGGAGCACGCCCGGACCCUGGAAACGUACUCCUGGGAGGCCUUCGAGGGCCACGGGCAGGACGGCGGCGGGCAGCUCCCCGAGGAGCUCUUCCUGCUUCUCCAGUCCCUGGUGAUGGCCACCCACGAGAAGGACACGGAAGCCGUUAAGUCGCUGCAGGUGGCGCUGUGGCCGCUGCUGACUGCCGAGCAGAACCACCUCCUCCACCUCGUGCUGCACGAAACCAUCUGCCCCUCGGGACAGGGCUUCUGAUGAGUCACAUUGGCCAGGAGGCUCUUGCCUGUGCCCGGGUCUCACGGGGUCCACCUUUGCGGUUGGAGAGAGAAGAGACAUCACGGAUCCUGGGACCACACUUGAUGUUAUUCCUGCUGCCACCGCAGGGACUGGUCACCUCAGUGGACGUCACCUGCAUCCUGUGUGCUUAUGUCCACAGUCGUGGGCAAGGAGAAGCCACCGCGGCAGCGAGGAGUAGUAGCGGAGCGUGCACGAGGCUCUUCUCCUGGAAACUGCCAGGCACCCAUGAAAAUCCCUGUCAGCUCCUUCCUCUAGACCCGCCUCCCACCCCAUCGCUGUCUCACAGCGACGAUUUUCUCUGCGCGAUCUCAUGGAGACUCUCAUUGCUUAGCCCAUUUCUGUGUCGCCGUAGUCACCAAGGCGCGCCUUUGCUUCGUCUGCGCCCUGCAUAUUCACGGAGUCGUUUCGUUCCUGGCCACCUUGUUGCUGCAGCCCUGCAUCCACGGUAAAGCCUUCCUAAUACUCCUGACUUGUGCUUUAGUGUCACCUCGUUGGUGAAAUGUGACUCCCUUUUCUACUCGUCAGGAGGCGACAGAAAGCAGAGGAGGUGCACAGUUCCCUUUCAGCUCCGGAGUGUGUUCAUGCGUGCGGAGUGCAGUGUUCCCGGCACGUGGACCCUGCAGCCGGGCAGCGAAUCUGCAGAGAGCACCGGGGACGCAGCCCGCUCUCAGACCAAGGCCGUGCCAGUGUGUCCAGGACAACAGGUCCCGUGCCGUUUUGCCCGCUUUGAAAUCCGCAGUUCCGGUCGUAGCCCGAGGGGUGUAUGUCAUCUGCGUCACAACCUCUGUCUGUAAUGGGGAUCUCGCUGCAACUUUUAUCUACCUCAAGCAGGUCUGGGAUAAAAGUGAAAGUGGAGAUUGGCAUUGUACUGCUGGCUGGAAGACACACAGUGGAUCUGUAUGGCGUGUGACAUGGGCACAUCCUGAAUUCGGACAGGUUUUGGCUUCCUGUUCUUUUGACCGAACAGCUGCUGUGUGGGAAGAAAUAGUAGGAGAAUCAAAUGAUAAACUGCGAGGACAGAGUCACUGGGUUAAAAGGAAACUCUAGUGGAUAGCAGAACUUCUGUUACUGAUGUGAAAUUUGCUCCCAAGCAUAUGGGUCUUAUGUUAGCAACCUGUUCAGCAGAUGGUAUAGUGAGAAUAUAUGAGGCACCAGAUGUUAUGAAUCUCAGCCAGUGGUCUCUGCAGCAUGAGAUCUCGUGUAAGCUAAGCUGUAGUUGUAUUUCUUGGAACCCUUCAAGCUGUCGUGCUCAUUCCCCCAUGAUAGCUGUAGGAAGUGAUGACAAUAGUCCAAGUGUGAUGGCCAAGGUUCAGAUUUUUGAAUAUAAUGAGAACACCAGGCCUGGGAUGGAGACCGAGGUCCUGCAUUUCUCAGAAGUGCCCAGGCUGAUGCGGACCAUGCAGUAGAAGCAAGGAUGUGCACAAGAUUGUGUACAGUGAUCGUACAGGGUGAGAAGAGGUCAAGGAGAGAACCAAGUUGGUCUGGCGAGUGAGUUGGAAUAUGACAGGAACAGUGCUGGCGUCGUCAGGAGGUGACGGCUGUGUGAGACCGUGGAAAGCUAAUUAUAUGGACAAUUGGAAGUGCACUGGUAUUCUGAAGUAAUGGAAGCCCAGUCAAUGGGAGUUCUCAGCAGGGAAACUCAAAUCUGUCCCUAGGUUCAAAUAUUCCAAAUCUUCAAAAUCCAUUAAAUGGAUCUUCUGCUGGCAGGAUUCAGAAAGUCUUGAGAUUUUCUCCACUUAUCUUUGCUCAUGGAGUGUGGACAAAGGCUAACCUCGAGGAAGGAGACUUAAAAAACUGUCAUCUCUCUUCCCAAGUGCACCGACAUCCGAAACAUUC